CCGGCCUUGUGAUUGAAAUGUCUAGCAGCUGAGUUGGAUCGAAUUUGGUUUCAUUUUUCUUCAUUCGACCACUGCGACGAAGGAGCACAUAAAGAGAUAAGCAAUUUAGCAACAUUCAGCAUAUUCAGGAGCACCCGGAAGCAACGAGCAACGCCGAAUGUCUCGAUGAUCGUGGCGGAAGAAAGGAAGGCAUCUCGUUGCUACUGUAGCUGACCGGGAGCGAGAGGAGAGCAGCAAGCGGUGUACCGAGGGGCAUCGUUUCAGUGGCACGGAACUGGAACCGGACGGAUAGCAGCGAUGUUCUUUCGCGGUGGGCUCAGCAUUCGGCGCAAUCUAUAUACGCGUGUCGCGUUGCUGCUGGUGCUCGGGCUGUUCGUGUUGUUCUAUUUCAAAAACCUAAACGGUUCGCCCAACUCCCUCGGGAGUUCCCUCGAGCAGGCGAAACCGUUGCCACAGAUUGCGCACGAUGUAAACGGGUUGGAGUUGCUGGCGGCUGCUGAAGCGGCGGCCAGUGGUACCGUGAACAAGGGCAACCUACUGCCCGCACAGACGGGCGAUGCGCUGUUCGAGCGCCUGGUGUUGGCUGACCUUGCCAAGCAGCGGCCCGGGCUCGGUAACAACGGCGAGGGCGUAGAGCUGACCGGCGAUGCGAAGGAAAUUGGCGAAAAGCAGUUGGCCACGAUCGCACUAAACGAGGAGCUGAGUGAACAUUUAAGCUACAACCGCACGCCACCGGACGGGCGUCAUCCGUCCUGCAAGCGGAAACACUACGACCUGACCAGCCUACCGUCGACGAGCGUCAUCAUCAUCUUCUACAACGAGCCCUACUCGGUGCUGCUGCGUACAGUGCACAGCGUGCUAAAUACGGCCGACGGCCGGCUUCUGCGUGAGAUCAUUCUGGUCGACGAUGGUAGCACCAACGUGGAGUUGAAGGGAAAGCUCGAUUACUACGUCCGAACCCGGCUCCCGGCGAAGGUGAAGGUGCUCCGGCAACGGCAACGGGUCGGAUUGAUACGGGCACGGUUGGCUGGAGCCCGGUUGGCUAAAGCCGAUGUACUAGUCUUCCUGGAUGCACACUGUGAGUGCAUGGUGCAGUGGCUGGAACCAUUGCUCGAGCGGAUCAAGGAGUCGCCGACGAGUGUCCUGGUGCCGAUCAUUGAUGUGAUCGAGGCGAAAAACUUCUACUACAGCACGAAUGAUUAUAACGAUUUUCAGAUCGGUGGAUUCACCUGGGAUGGACACUUUGACUGGCAUGAUGUGACGAAGCGAGAACGGACACGGCAGAAGCACGAAUGUCCGGAGAAGGAUCUGGAGAUCUGUCCCACGUAUAGUCCGACGAUGGCGGGUGGUUUGUUUGCGAUUUCACGCGACUAUUUCUGGGACAUUGGCAGUUACGAUGAGCAGAUGGAUGGUUGGGGUGGCGAAAAUCUCGAAAUGUCAUUCCGUGUGUGGCAGUGCGGUGGUACCCUGGAGACCAUUCCAUGCUCCCGUAUUGGCCACAUAUUCCGAGACUUUCAUCCUUAUUCUUUCCCGAAUGAUCGUGAUACGCACGGUAUCAACACGGUACGGAUGGCGAUCGUUUGGAUGGAUGAUUAUGUAGAGCUGCUGUAUCUAAAUCGGCCCGAUCUGAGAGAUCAUCCAGAACUGGGCGACGUUACACACCGGAAAGUGUUACGGGAAAAGCUACACUGCAAAAGCUUCGAUUGGUACAUGAAAAACGUGUAUCCGGAGAAGUUUAUCCCAACGCGGAAUGUGCUUGCGUUCGGUCGGUUAGCAUCGCAAGCGGACAAUCUCUGUCUCGAUACGCUGCAGCAAAAUGCGGAAAAACCGUGGAACCUGGGCAUCUACACCUGCUUCAAGCCGGAAGUAUCGGCGUCACAAUUGUUUUCGUUAACGAAACGUAGCGUACUGCGAAACGAGCGCAGCUGUGCAACGGUGCAGGCCAGCAAAUCAGAGUCGAAGUUUGUGGUGAUGAUACCGUGUAUCGACGACGAUGAUAUCGACGAUACGUGGGAGUUUACCGAGCAUCGGCAGCUGCGCCAUAAACAGUCCGGACUGUGUUUGGAUAGCAGUGAUCUAUCGACGAAAAGUUACGUCCAUGUGGCGACGUGUCACCCGGGAAUCAAAACACAAAAGUGGGAAUUUCAGCAACAGUAGAGCGAUGAUGCGAAUGAUGUGUGGACAUGUACAUUCAAACAGCGCACAAAGUUCGGAGCAGUGCGGUAAAGUGAAGCUACAAGCUGCGGAUAGGAGUGCUUAGUAAACGGAAGUAUAGUUGUUCAUUCUAGAAUGUUUGUGUGCGAUACGGGAGGAUGCGAUGGUCAGGAUCGGGUUAGGUUACUUGUUAGCGUCCGGAUGUAUGUUUUUUUUUGUUUAUGCAUAUGUGUACUCCUCUCGAGAUCUUCAACCUAUAUUACUAUCCUCAAAAUAGUACUCCUACCACUGACUAACAUAAACUACUACUCUCUACCGUUUAGAGUACUUCGACUGGAAGCAAAACAAUAAUACCUCGUUAAGGUUGAUAACGUAAAAACCAAGCUUAUCUCCUCCAUAGGCUAUGUACGUUAGAUCGCAAAACAGAACAGAUAUCAGAGGGCUUAGUUAAUACAAUGGGAUAAACAGGAAAGGGUAUUAAAAGUAUAGGACAUUAUUCCCGAAUGAGUUAGGCUGUAAAUGAGGGAGGGAUAGAACAGAUAUUGCAAUUAGACGUUUAAAAGGUGCAUACAAACAUCACUACGUUGUUAGCAAUGGAGUUGUAGUAGGAAAGGAUCGAAAGUAGCCUGCGAGUAGGCCAAACUAAACUAAAUGUGCGAAAUGUAUAGCUUUCCAAUUAGCUUGGGUGGAAUUGAAGGAGAAUGAUAAAUCGAAAUGGACCUUUGUUCCAGAGGACCAACGUAUUGGCCUAACGAUGCAGAUAAUGCGGAAAUUAUUUUGUAAGACUUAUUUCGACAGCUAUUGCUUCCAAUGAACGUUUUUAAAAUCUGCCGAAUCGUAUUCGAAGUAAACAGAAUAUCGCUCAACCGUUAAAAGGAAAUCGUAAUACGAUUAUAAUCAUAGACUCGUCCGUUUACCAAGAACGUAAGAUGCUACAAACGAGCAAAAACAAUACAAAAUACCAUUCCUUCCGUGAAUUUACUCGCAGUUAAGACAAAAUGCAGCUCAAAAUUAGGCUUUUUUCGAGUAAGUUGAAAUUGUAAUGUUGUAGACUAUUUUUGACAAGGGGCACUUAGUUGUGAAGCGGAAAAUGAUUGUUUUUUAUUCGUAAUUUUUUACAUCACUCACAAGCGGUAGAUUGAUAUUUGCUAAACUGAUCGUUUACCGUGGGACAAAAGUGCAUCACUGAUAUGUAAUGAACCAUCACAAGACGUAUUUUAUUUGAUAAUAACAGUGGAAAUGAACAAAGGAAUUGGGAAGGACAGCGUAUGAAGAGGUAAUAGAUACUUACGCGAAUGAGUCCCGCACAUUUUGGCUGCUGUACAAGUAACGGUUAGAAACACGGUAGCACACUUCUUAAAUCCAAGAUACCAUAUAUCCGGCAGUCGGAUAGUAAAGGGAAUGCAAGAAAUAGAACUCAAAAGUGCCACAGAACUUAACGUUAAAAAUAGUGCCACGGUAUUAAACGAAUACCGCGAAUGAACAGCCGAAUAAUGAAGAGACUAACCGAACGGACUAUGAAGGAAGUAGAGAUAUUUAUGUGUAUUAUUGAGGAGAGUGUGCUAGCUUACUUAAGUUUUGCCAACACGCGCCAUCACCAAAUGCCAAAUGUGCUUUUCCAUGCAUCGAUGCGCACCCAUAAAAACUGCUUAGCAACGAGAAACGAGAAAAAGCUGCUAGGAGAAAGAUGAAGAUUAAUUGAAAUGUUUACCAUCAGCAUGUUCGUCGGUAGGAAUUGUUUAAGUGAAUCAGGACUAUGUCGAACGCUCUGCUCAAUAUUUUUCUCCUCGAUCUGUGGACGGUAUGGUUUUUCCUAUUGAGUGAAAAUAUCAGGCAUCAUCACGUUAAUUAGCCACACGGUAAGGAAGUGAGAUAAAUUUGUGAAAAUUGUACAAUGCGAAAAGUGGUAAAAAUGCUUGCCACACGACUGGCACAGAAAGCAGACUGUUGUAAAGGAAUGAGAGAAAAAAAUUGUUACAAUAAACUA
Anopheles moucheti is the source of this 4141-nucleotide messenger RNA. RefSeq names its product polypeptide N-acetylgalactosaminyltransferase 1 (gene Pgant1). The record is from RefSeq and is a predicted model, not a curated record. Lineage: Eukaryota; Metazoa; Arthropoda; Insecta; Diptera; Culicidae. Gene Ontology annotation, cellular component: Golgi apparatus. The transcript has 5 exons. The coding region runs from base 298 to 2157 and encodes 619 amino acids.